This is a messenger RNA of Capronia coronata CBS 617.96, 1167 nucleotides long. RefSeq lists its product as uncharacterized. The transcript has a single exon. Gene Ontology annotation, molecular function: nucleic acid binding; methyltransferase activity. Lineage: Eukaryota; Fungi; Ascomycota; Eurotiomycetes; Chaetothyriales; Herpotrichiellaceae. The record is from RefSeq and is a predicted model, not a curated record. Gene Ontology annotation, cellular component: nucleus; RNA N6-methyladenosine methyltransferase complex. The coding region runs from base 1 to 1167 and encodes 388 amino acids.
AUGCCCGGGUCAGUGAUUUACAGCAACCAAGCACGAACGACCAUUUUGGUCGACAUACCUGCGUCUAUCGAAUCAGGUCAGCGAAUCCCAUACAGACUCAAAAGUGCUGCUGCUCUGGAUGAUCCCUAUCCCAGCACAGAACCAAGAGGUUCCAAGAGGGAGACCGCUCUGGGCGCGAUUCCCUUGCACGAUCGAACCUACCACGAGUCCGUCCAGAAGGACAUCUCGUCAGCUCUCACGGAGAUCCAAGACCAUUUGCGUGGUCAAGGCAGUCCUUCAUAUUGGUGCCAUGGCCGCCACGCGCUGCUCCCGAACUCGGAGAGGGUCCUGCAAGCGAUGCCACUAGCUCCUUUCAGAUCUUCGCCGGGGAGCACUGGUGAUCUGUCGUUGUUAGCACCUGUCAUUCUGUCGACCACCGAAACUCAAACCCGAUUCUCCUCCAUCGAUUGUCUGCGCGGUGUCGCAGUGUGCAAUCCUAGCCGAGACAGGACCGCUGUUGUCGAGACCGGAGACGCCGGGGAAUUCCUCAUCCCGGCUCAUGCUUUAUUCGUCCUGGCCAGCCUCGAAGGUGGAAUGGCGGGGUUUCAUUCGGCGCGUCAAAUGCUGCUUCCUCCCCCUCAGCAGUUUCAUUUGAUCGUGAUGGAUCCGCCCUGGUCCAAUCGGUCAGCCCGUCGUUCUGGUGUAUAUCGAACUUCGGAGCACCAAGAGACCGAUCCCUUUCCAGAAGCCAUGCGUAUCGUGAAGGAGUGUCUGGCUUCGAGGGGAUGGCUGGCAGUCUGGAUCACGAACAAGGUAUCUGUUCGUAAGGAUGUAAUAGAUGCUGUUGGCUUAUUGAACCUUCAUCUUCACGAAGAGUGGGUGUGGAUCAAAACGACUGCACGUGGCGUCCCUGUCACUGUUCUUGAUGGCGUGUGGCGUCGUCCAUAUGAGAUUCUUCUGUUAUUCCAAGAAGAUCGGGUCUGCAAGGUUCCCCGGCGACGUGUUAUUGCGGCCGUGCCCGAUGUGCAUUCUCGAAAGCCGAGUCUGAAGGCUUUGCUGGACGAACUGCUGCCCGGGGAGUACCAUGCGUUGGAGCUAUUUGCGCGGAGUCUGACCGCAGGCUGGUGGUCAUGGGGGGACGAAGUAUUGAAGUUUCAGCAUGAGAGUCAAUGGUCUCGAGAGGUUUGA